UCAGAAAAAGGAAGAAGGAAGGCAUGGAUCUUUAGGAGAUAAUGAAGACAUGGCCAGAGUACAUACUGAUAAAAAACAGAAAACCAUGUUCUGCUUGUUUGAAAAUGAUUGUAAAUGCUGGAGUUAACCGGAUUUCAUAUUGGCCUGCGGAUCCAGAAAUAAGUUUGCUUACUGAGGCUUCUAGUUCUGAAGAUGCAAAAUUAGACGCCAAAGCAGUAGAAAGAUUGAAGUCCAACAGUCGGGCUCAUGUGUGUGUCUUACUUCAGCCUUUGGUGUGUGAUAUGGUACAGUUUGUAGAAGAGACUUCUUACAAAUGUGAUUUUGUUCAAAAAGUUACAAAAGCACUGCCGGAUGCUAAUAUUGACUUUUAUUCUGAAUGUAAACAAGAAAGAAUAAAAGAAUAUGAAAUGUUAUUUUUGGUUUCAAAUGAAGACAUGCAUAAGCAAAUACUGAUGACAAUAGGUUUGGAGAACCUGUGUGAAAAUCCAUACUUUAGCAAUCUAAGGCAAAACAUGAAAGACCUUAUCCUUCUUUUGGCCACAGUAGCUUCCAGUGUGCCCAACUUUAAACACUUUGGAUUUUAUUGUAGCAGUCCAGGACAGAUUAAUGAAAUUCACAAUCAAAGUUUGCCACAAGACAUUGCAAGGCACUGCAUGGUUCAGGCCAGGUUAUUGGCAUAUCGAACUGAGGAUCAUAAAACUGGAGUUGGAGCAGUGAUUUGGGCAGAAGGCAAAUCUAAAAAUUGUGAUGGAACCGGAGCAUUGUACUUCAUCGGAUGUGGCUAUAAUGCUUUUCCUGUUGGAUCUGAGUAUGCUGACUUUCCCCAUAUGGAUGAUAAACAGAAGGACAGAGAAAUAAGGAAAUUCAGAUACAUUAUACAUGCGGAACAGAAUGCCUUGACAUUUAGGUGUCAGGAAAUCAAGCCAGAAGAAAGAAGCAUGAUUUUUGUGACAAAGUGCCCAUGUGAUGAGUGUGUACCUUUAAUUAAAGGUGCAGGCAUAAAACAGAUCUAUGCAGGGGAUGUAGAUGUUGGAAAAAAGAAGGCAGAUAUCUCUUACAUGCGGUUUGGAGAACUUGAGGGAGUUAGUAAAUUCACAUGGCAGAUGAUUCCUUCAGGAGCUUAUGGUCUUGAACAAAAUGAGCCUGAAAGGAAAGAGAGAUGA
Molecule: messenger RNA, 1163 nt
Organism: Chrysochloris asiatica (Cape golden mole)
Lineage: Eukaryota; Metazoa; Chordata; Mammalia; Afrosoricida; Chrysochloridae
Gene: CDADC1
Product: cytidine and dCMP deaminase domain containing 1
Exons: 8
Coding region: 42-1163 (373 amino acids)
Biological process (GO): dTMP biosynthetic process; dUMP biosynthetic process
Cellular component (GO): cytoplasm
Molecular function (GO): dCMP deaminase activity; zinc ion binding
Source: RefSeq, a predicted model, not a curated record